Messenger RNA from Fusarium oxysporum Fo47, 1466 nucleotides. Its product is annotated as ACL4 family protein. The coding region runs from base 195 to 1316 and encodes 373 amino acids. Lineage: Eukaryota; Fungi; Ascomycota; Sordariomycetes; Hypocreales; Nectriaceae. The record is from RefSeq and is a predicted model, not a curated record. The transcript has a single exon. Gene Ontology annotation, molecular function: protein binding.
GACAGAACAAGACUGUCCAUUAGCUACACAAUAUCUCGUUUAAAACUCUUGCAGCAGUCGCUAUUUGACUGGAUCUCACACCCCGAUAUCUGACCGUGGCUCACAUAUAGCCUUAUAGAAUACUACUGCAUCAUUACUUCUUCUAGAAGCGUCGACAUAUCUCAUAUCAAUCACACACCCCGCCUCAUAGCAUCAUGGCGCCCUCGAGACCUGACGCUAAAAAGACGAACCCGGACAUCGCAAGACUCCUUGUCGAUGCGCAAACUCAGCUCGAGGUCGGAAAAUUAGAAGAGGCUGCCACGCUUGCCCAGCAGGCCCUUGAUGCUACCGGUCAGGGCGGCGACUUUGAGCUCAGUGCUGCCAAUCUUCUAGGUACAAUUUUUGUCGAGUCCGGCGACAUUGACGAGGCGCGAGCCGCGUUUGAGCGCGCAGUCUUUCUUGAUGAAGAUGGUACCGCAGAUGAGAAGAUUGGUGGAGGUCCUGAGAAGUUCCUGCUGCUUGCACAGCUUAGCGAGGAGGGUGGCCUCGAUAGUGUGCAAUGGUAUGAGCGAGGUGCUACCGCUCUUCGAAAGCAGAUCGCAGUCCUGAGCGAGCUCCGAUCGCCAACCCCUGAGCAAAGGACCACCCUUCAAGAGAAGCAACACAAGCUCGGAGGAGUCCUGUGCGCUGUGGCUGAAGUGUACAUGACCGAUCUGUCAUGGGAACCUGAUGCCGAGUCACGUUGUGAGACUCUUAUCACUGAGGCUAUGCUCCUCGCCCCUGCUGCGCCAGAGACAUGGCAAACCGUCGCCAAUGUUAGAAUCUCACAGAGCCGCGCCAACGAAGCUCAGACAGCUCUGCGCAGAAGUCUCGAGCUGUGGCAGAAACUCCCUCCUCAGCACCCUGAUGUUCCCGAAUUCCCCACCAGAAUUGCGCUUGCUCGUUUGUUGAUGGAGACUGAAUUGGAAGAUGAGGCAUUGAGUGUGCUGGAGCGACUUGUUACAGAUGACGACACAAGUGUUGAGGCAUGGUACUUAGGUGGUUGGUGCCUAUAUAUCACCGGCGAAAAGCUCAAGACUACUGCCUCAAAGCCAUGGAACGACGAAGCCAAGGUCAGCGAGGAAUGGAAGGGAUCAUGGAAGUCAUCGCGGCAGUGGCUUAUGCAGUGCUUGAAACUGUAUCAACAGCAGGAUUACGAAGAUGAGCGCCUGGGUGAGCAUGCCAAGGAAUUGCUAUCAGAGAUCAACAAGGAGCUUGGCGAGCCAGCUGAUGGUGAGGAAGAUGACUGGGAGGAUGCCAGCGAUGGCGCAGAGGAAGACGCUGAAAUGCAAGGUUGAUGACUUUAUACAAGGACAGAGAAAUUGGACACGUGAGCAUUACGUAUGGCGUUUAGGAACAAAAAAUGGGCAUAUCUAGAAGAAAUCUUGUUGCCUCUAGUUAUAGUUAAAACUGGAUGGUCCAGACCCAAGUCUAUAUCAUCAUGGCAG